Molecule: messenger RNA, 2111 nt
Organism: Myiozetetes cayanensis
Lineage: Eukaryota; Metazoa; Chordata; Aves; Passeriformes; Tyrannidae
Product: rho GTPase-activating protein SYDE1-like
Biological process (GO): signal transduction
Source: RefSeq, a predicted model, not a curated record
CCCGGAGGAUCCCGAGGGCUCCCUGGGAAUCCCGGGAUUUGGGGGGGAAGGGGCGGCGAUGGCGGAGCCGCUGCUGCGCCGGACCCUGUCCCGCCUGAGGGGCCGCGGCCGCCCCGGAGGGAAGGAGGAGCGGGAGGAGGCCAAGGACGGAGACAGGCCGUGCCAGGAUGAUGAUGAUGAUGACGAUGACGAUGAUGAUGAGGAUGACGCCGAUGAGGAGGAGGAGGAGGAGGAGGAUGAGGAGCAGCCCCUGAGCGGCUCGGGGGCUCUGGGGGGUCCCUGCAGACCCCCCGGGCCCGGCGCGUACCUGCAGAGCCUGGAGCGGAGCAGCCGCCGCUGGGUCCUGGCGGCCGGGAACGAUCCCGGCGGGCCCGGCGCUCCGGCCGGGAAUGCCGGCAAUGCCGGGGGAGGGGGACACAUCUGGUACAACCCCAUCCCCGAGGACGACGACAACGAACCCCCCCGGGACCCCCGCGGGGCGCGGGAGGGACCCCCAAAGGGUGGGGGGUCCGCGGAGGGACCUGAGGGACACGGCGAGGAGGAGGAGGAGGAGGAGGAGGAGGAGGAAGAGACAGCCCCGAGGAGCCGGGGUGGGGCGAAGCUGCCGAGCCCCCCCGCGCCCCCGCGCAGCCCCCCGAAGGCUCUCCCGGCCCCCAAAGGCUCCAAGCCCCCCGGCACGGGCACCGGCACCGUUCGGCGCCUGUCGCUGAAGAUGAAGAAGCUGCCGGAGCUGCGUCGGAAGCUCAGCCUGCGCAGCCCCCGCUGCCCCCCCAGCCCCGACGGGUGGGGUGCCUGUCCCCCGGAAUCCCGCUGGGAAUCCCGCACCGUCAUCGGCCGCUACCACCUGGACACCAGCGUGGCCUCGGCACGCGUGGGGACACCCAGGGGCGGCCACCGCAGCGACGGCGUCCCCGAGCUGCCCGCCAGGCUCGGGGGUCCCCCCACGCCGGGGGGGCCCGGGCCGGACUGGGGGUCGUUCCGCCCGUACGGCUGCGGGGACUACUCGGGGGCUCAGGGGGUGGGCGCUGCCUCGGGGCUGCUGCGGGUCCGGGCUGAGGGGUUGCGCACGCCGCGGCCGGAGCCGCGCGGGGUGUUCUGCGUCCUGCAGGUGGACGGGGCCAGCCGGGCCCGCACGGCGCUGCUGCCGGCCGGGAGCGAGUUCCUGCCCCUCGACCACACCUUCAACCUGCCCCUGGAGGCCGCAGCCACGCUCAGGGUGGUCGUGCUCGCCCGCGACCCCCUGGCACGGAGAGACCGCCUCUGCUGCCACGGGGCAGUGGCGCUGGCGAGGCUCUUCGAGGGUGAGCGUGUCCAGCAGCUGGCCGUGCAGCUGCAGCCCCGGGGGGUGCUGUACUCCAGGCUGACCCUGCUGGAGCGCUGGGAGGCUCCGGAGCCGCGGGAGCCGCGGGUGUUCGGGGUGGAGCUGGGGCAGCUGGUGGAGCGCGAGGGGGACCCCUCCAGGGUGCCCCUCAUCAUCCAGAGGUGCCUGGCCGAGAUCGAGCUCCGGGGGCUCAAGGUGGUGGGGCUGUACCGCCUCUGUGGCUCGGCAGCGGUGAAGAGGCAGCUCCGCGACGCCUUCGAGAGGGACGGCGCAGCCACCGCGCUCUGCGAGCGCCUCUGCCCCGACAUCCACGUCAUCACCGGGAUCCUGAAGGAUUUCCUGCGGGAAUUGCCGACCCCCCUGGUGACCCCCCGGCUGCACCACGUGGUGCUCGAGGCCAUGGCCCGGAGACCCCCCCGGGGACCCCCCCAGGACCCCCCCGGGGACGGCCCCGCCCUGCUCGAGUGUCUGCCCCCCGUGGAGAAGGCCACCCUGCGGCGGCUCCUGGAGCACCUGGCCCUGGUGGCCUCGUUCCAGCCCUUCAACCGCAUGACCCCCCAAAACCUGGCCGUGUGUUUCGGGCCCGUCCUGCUGCCCCCCGGCCACCAGCACACCUGCCCCGGGGGCCACCCCCAGGGCCACGCCCAGGGCCACGCCCAGGGCCACGCCCAGGGCCACCAGGGCCACCCCCGGGGCCAUCGGGGCCACCCCCACGGCGAGGGCGUGGCCGGGGCCGUGGAUUUCAAGAGACACAUCGAGGUCCUGCAUUACCUGCUGAGGACAUGGCCAG